Messenger RNA from Vicia villosa (hairy vetch), 1048 nucleotides. Its product is annotated as protein TONNEAU 1b-like. Gene Ontology annotation, molecular function: protein binding. The record is from RefSeq and is a predicted model, not a curated record. The coding region runs from base 91 to 888 and encodes 265 amino acids. Lineage: Eukaryota; Viridiplantae; Streptophyta; Magnoliopsida; Fabales; Fabaceae. The transcript is spliced from 8 exons.
AUGGAAUGAAUAAUAAUUGGGGAUUUGGCGCACCAAGAGAAGAGAAAAAGAAGAAGAAGAAGAGAGCAAAGAGUUUGAAAAUCGAAAGCAAUGGACGAUUACACAAGAGAGAUGAUGGACCUCAAAACCCUCGUCACUCGCACUCUCGAGAAGAAAGGCGUUCUCGCUAGGAUCCGAGCUGAAUUAAGAGCUAGUGUCUUUGAAGCUAUCGAAGAAGAAGAUCGUGUCAUCGAAAAAGAUCAAGCUUUGCCUCCUGCAUUGUUAGGUAGCUGUAACGAUCGUGCUAAACAGCUUCACGCUUCUCCUUCUGGUAGACUUCUUACUGCACUGGUAUGUGAAUACCUUGACUGGGCACAGCUCACUCACUCGCUAAAAGUUUAUCUACCAGAAUGUAAUUUGGAGAAAGAUUUUUGGAAGUCUGAGUUGAAAGAAUUUAGUAGCAAAAAUGGAUAUGAUCUUAAUAGAAAUGGAGACAGCCCUGUGCUCUUGGACGUGCUUGAAGGAUUCUUGAAAUUUGAGAACUUAUCCCAAGCAAGGGCUAGUGGUAGGAGGUUUACUACUUCAGAAACUGAGCCUUUGCCAAACUCAGAAUCACGGAACACGCGAAGACAUUCUUCAUCAUCUGUUGCUGGUGGCUUACCUCCACUAGGAAGGGCUGUUCCUUCAUCUCAAUCAUCCGAUAGAAGAGGAGGAUCCUCUGGAUCUGGAUAUAGGAAGGAUGAGUACAAUUGGCGAUAUGACAAUGAAGAACUCCCCGAAGAUGUAAUUCAAGCAUCAAAUGCUUUGGAAAAUCUUCAAUUGGACAGAAAAGCUAGGAAUCUAACAUCAUCUUGGCGACACGCUGCUGAUGAAACCAGCGAGGACGAUAGCAGGUCUGACCAUGCUUAGGGACAAUUAUUGCUUGUAUUGUAUAACCAUAUUCUGUUCCUGUAUUUUACUGUGUAUUCUGAAUUUUCUUCCUUCGGUGAUGAUUCAAUGAGCCCGAUUUUAUGUAAGAUUAUAUAUUGUGAUAUGAUUUAGUGUUUUAAGUGAGUUUUUUCCUCUCAAA